UUGCCUCAACCUGUAUAACUGCCGUCUCCUUUUCAGGCCUGGAAGCCAGUCGAGGUAGCAGUGCAUCAAUAUGAGGGGAAGUCCACGUCUCUUGUUGUUUGCGAUAAACCUUCUUACUGAGUACGGGUCUGGAAAUGCACUCGAAAGCACUACUAUCCGUGAACGGGAAAAUAUUGGAGGCAAAUUGGAGGAAAUUUUGAUAGUUCUGAGGACAGCAACGCUAGAACAUGCGAAACAAAUCGCGCAACUUAAGUCUGAAAACGAGCACUUGCGGAAUGACAAGGAAAGCCUCAGGGACGACUACAAGAAAUUGAGGAAUGACUUCGAGAACAUGAGAAAAGAGCACGAAAGCCUCAAGUCUAGCUUGGAGGAACAUUUCCGAGAAAGGGACGAACUUAAACUUCAACUGAACACCACGGAAGGAAGACUCCAAUAUCUGGAGGCAAUUACUCGGCAAAUAAGUGAGUGAGGACUUGAUGAACCCUUAGAUCAGAAUUGUUGACGAACGUGAAAUAUAAAAAAUAUAUUUUAGUUGCACCAACGG
Darwinula stevensoni is the source of this 544-nucleotide messenger RNA. Lineage: Eukaryota; Metazoa; Arthropoda; Ostracoda; Podocopida; Darwinulidae. The record is from the annotation of a GenBank genome assembly.